UAAAGUACAUGGUCUACCUCAAUUCAGCGGUCGGUCAAUCUCACAUCGACACUGUAUUCGACGAUACUCUGCAGAGGUCUCCGCCAAAAUGCCCGUGAUUUACGUCGACACAAGUUUGCGGGACGGUGCAGUACCGUCCGAUUUCGAGACAAAGUUUACAAAGGUGAUAUCCGACGUUCUGAAUAAACCGAUCGAGAGAAUUUCGAUUAUUCUGAAGACUGGUCAGCGGAUUUGUAAAGGUGGCGAUAGGUCAGAGCCAACGUGUGUUAUAAAGAUGCACGCAAUAGGUGUGUUCGGGGAAGACAAGAACGCCGGCUACUCCAAGGAAUUCUUAACAUUUCUCACUAAGGAGCUCAAACUUGAAGCCAACAAAAUAACCAUAUUAUACUUUCCCCUUGAAGGCUACAUGACCAGCGGGUCCGUCAAGUUUCCAUAACAACAACAACACCAAGCCUCAUAAACCCAGUGAUCACAGCAGAGGUGCGAUUUAGGUCAUUUUGUUCGAGCUGUUGUGCACAGACGGCAUGAAGCAGCAAUCCAAAUAACACAUGUGUAGCCUUCGAUCUUUAUAUUAUUCAAUGAUGGAUGUUGAAAUUUACGAAAAUUCAGUUAUUAUGCAAUGGAAAUAUGUCAUUGAUAUUAUUGCUCCGAUAUUCUUAGUAUUCAGUAUUUGUAACUUAAUGUCUGAGUGUGGAAUUGCUUGUUAUUACAUAGGCAUUAAAGCAGUCCACUUUA
Molecule: messenger RNA, 735 nt
Organism: Liolophura sinensis
Lineage: Eukaryota; Metazoa; Mollusca; Polyplacophora; Chitonida; Chitonidae
Product: D-dopachrome decarboxylase-like
Exons: 3
Coding region: 89-436 (115 amino acids)
Molecular function (GO): phenylpyruvate tautomerase activity
Source: RefSeq, a predicted model, not a curated record